UGCCCUCUUCUCUCUCUCUCUCUCUCUCUUAAAUUAUCGCUUGUACUGAGAGGAAAGUUCGUAGUUUAAUUCCACCAAAUAUCCCUUUCUCUCUUCAUCUCUCUUCCCCACGCUCCGCCGUCGGUCCUCUCGAUCGGCACCGUUACUCGUCGUGUCGCUCCCCGGUUGUUGCCUCCAAGAAAAAUGAACGGGAAGGAUUUCCGAUUGGCUUUAGUGGGUCAGGAUUUCGUUUGAUUUUUUGAUCCCUUUUUUCCGCGAGAGAUUCCGUCGGUUUCUUCUUUCGCGCGAGCGGAAAAAAGCUCAGAGCUUGCUUUAGGGUUGCUGGGGGUGGGAAAUCAUCAUGGAGCCUCGCGUUGGUAACAGGUUUCGUCUCGGUCGGAAGAUCGGCAGCGGAUCGUUUGGAGAGAUCUAUCUCGGUACUAAUGUUCAAACAAACGAGGAGGUUGGAAUUAAGCUCGAAAAUGUGAAGACAAAGCAUCCUCAGCUGCUGUAUGAAUCAAAGUUGUACAAAAUACUUCAAGGAGGAACUGGAAUUCCAAAUGUCAAAUGGUUUGGAGUGGAAGGAGAGUACAAUGUUCUUGUGAUGGAUUUGCUGGGACCCAGUCUUGAAGAUCUAUUCAACUUCUGCAGUAGGAAACUGUCUCUCAAGACUGUUCUCAUGCUCGCGGACCAAAUGAUUAAUCGAGUUGAAUUUGUCCACUCCAAAUCGUUCCUACAUCGAGAUCUCAAACCUGACAACUUUCUCAUGGGUUUAGGGAGGCGUGCCAAUCAGGUCUACAUUAUUGAUUUUGGGCUAGCUAAGAAAUAUCGUGACACCUCGACUCAUCAACACAUUCCUUACAGGGAGAACAAGAAUUUGACAGGAACUGCAAGAUAUGCUAGCAUGAAUACUCAUCUUGGGAUUGAACAAAGCCGCAGGGAUGAUCUGGAAUCACUUGGAUAUGUUCUUAUGUAUUUUCUCAGAGGAAGUCUUCCUUGGCAGGGACUAAGAGCUGGAACUAAAAAGCAGAAGUACGAGAAGAUCAGUGAAAAAAAGGUGUCAACUUCUAUUGAGGCUCUAUGUCGAGGUUACCCUACCGAAUUUGCAUCCUAUUUUCAUUAUUGCCGGUCAUUGCGCUUUGACGACAAGCCAGAUUAUGCAUACCUGAAAAGACUAUUCCGUGAUCUUUUCAUUCGUGAAGGGUUCCAGUUUGACUAUGUUUUUGACUGGACUAUAUUGAAAUAUCAACAGUCACAGAUUGCUAAUCCUCCUACUCGCGCAGUUGGCCCCACUGCUGGACCUAGUGCUGGAAUGCCACCUACUGGUGCAAAUGCUGAUAGACAACAAGGUGGGGGUGGAGAAGAAAGUAAACCUGGCUGGUCUUCAAGCGAUCCUCGAAGGAGAACUUCCGGACCGAUUCUAAGCUCCGCAACUUUAUCCAAGCUAAAGAGCCCUCUCGUCAAUGAUGCCAAAGAUGCUCCGUUAUCUGGCUCUAACCAUAUGCGAACUAGCUCCUCUACUAGAAGACCUGCAAUAUCAAGCACUCAUGACUCUACACAAGCUGUACCUUCCACAGCAAGAAACAGCAACUCGAACAGUAAGAACUUGGAAUCCACUCUUAGAGGCAUCGAGAGCCUCCGGUUCAAUAACGAUGAGAGACUGCUUCACUAGGCCAAGUGAAAAAAGCCAAUCUCAAUCCCGAGAAAAUGCUUUGCCCUUCGCUGUAAAGCUGAGAUCUUUAUACUCCUGGUGAAUCGGACAUGGAACGGUCGAACUCCCUUGGCCGCGGUCGUUAUAUUGUCGCUUGGUUGCUGCUAACCUUGUGCAAACAGAUUAUGGUAUCUAAUUCCGUCGAUCGGUUUUUACUCUUCGAGUGGAUUCUAGGGAUCAAUGAUGGACCAUCUGAUGGAGCUCAUGAAUUCAUGUAUAGCAGUGAAUCUUUUCUAGAGUACCUUUUAUAGUUUUCAGAUCCAUAAAAUGCGACCAAAAGAAAGAGCCAAGACUAUUAUUGCUGCUGCCGAUGUACAUCCUCUUAAGUUUGAACUGUACUCUACUGCUCAGGUGAUCUCAACCUUCCUUUUCUCAAGGAGACCAGUGAAUCUGACUUUUUUUUAUGAUUCAAAAUGUGGCUGAAGUGCUUUCUUACUUCACAUCUUAAUGAGAAGCAAGUUUGGUUUUAAUUGCUGUUUAUCUUAUAGUUGCCCUGACCCACCCUCCUUGGACAAACCUUGCGGAGGAACCCUUAAGGUUUUCGGGGCAUUGGUUCUCACGAACGUUUGUGUUACUCAAGCCGAUAUUCUGGCUUCCGCUUCGUCCACAGCCGUUUCAUCCAAAUACUUAGUGGUCAUUGAUCUUUGGGAGUUGGAAGCUAAUUUGCUGUUUGACUGCAAUGUGCAAAGUUUCAUCCAAAUACUUAGUGGUCAUUGAUCUUUGGGAGUUGGAAGCUAAUUUGCUGUUUGACUGCAUUGUGCAAAGUUCAUUGUGCGUGAAAGUUUAUUGGCCAAGUACCUACUUCCAUCAAUGUAGCUCGACAGAUGGAUCAUAAUUCAGCCAUGGAUUGACAUGCAAAAAAGCUCCUUAACCCAUAAUUAUUCAUCAUUCUAGUUGUCAUGCUCUGGUUUUGGGACAAGGACAGUUAUGGAAAAGAGAUGAAAAGGGCGUCGAAUGAAUAUUCUUAGCUGGCCUUUCAAGCAUGGCCGACAACCGCAAAAAAUCUUCUCCAUGUUCCAGAGGAAACCGUUGAUUCUAAUCUGUUAAUGAAAGAUCGAAACUUUUCCACAAACCCUAAUCAUUGAUCUCUCAACCAUAUUAGUUUAAUAAAUGAAUAAGGAAAAUAGGGAAUAAAGUAAGGACAUUCUG
Messenger RNA from Linum trigynum, 2839 nucleotides. The record is from the annotation of a GenBank genome assembly. Lineage: Eukaryota; Viridiplantae; Streptophyta; Magnoliopsida; Malpighiales; Linaceae.